UUCCCCCGUUGGAAGCUCGUGUAACAGCUCUCCCUGGGGAUCUCCCUCAGCCCAUUCCUCAACCUGCCACACAGAGAGUAUGGACUGAGGAAAUGGGGCAAAACAAAAGGAUGUACAUGAAAGCUGCCGGGUGAGGAGAGUGCUUCUGAACGCCAUGCUGGUUCUUCUAAAUGAGAGGAGCCGUGGGAAUCUGCUGCUGUAAAACCCAAAGCUGUGAACACAGACUUACACAACAUGACCGGCUGCCUUUCCACACAUGGUGACAGAGGCUGAAGCUGGUCACACAUUUCUCUGUGUGUGUGUGCCUGUGUGCAAGUGCAUCACACUGUGCUGAGGAGUGUUUCACUUCAGCGGGGAGUCUCUCGUCUCCCCCCCGCGGUCCAGAGGGAGCUUGCAGUGCGCUCCCUUUGUGAGUCCGGAUGCAGAACCUCCUCGAUCAAAACCUAGACAUGGCCACGGCUCUACUCGCCGGUGAGAAGCUGAAGGAGCUGAUCCUGCCGGGUUCCUCUCAGGAUGAGAGGGGCGGGUUGCUGGCCGGCCUCAUGGUGCAGCUCAAACUGGAGCUGCCCUUUGACCGCGUCGUCAGUAUAGGGACGGUCAUCAUCCCCAUCCUGCUGGUCACCCUUGUCUUCACAAGGAACUUUGCAGAAGAAUCCAUAUACUGUUACACACCACACAACUUCACCAGAGACCAGGCACUCUAUGCAAGAGGCUACUGCUGGACAGAGCUGCGGGAUGCUGUACCUGGUAUGGAGUCUCACCUUUGGCCUUCGCUGUUUGAACACAAGUUCCUGCCCUAUGCCCUGCUGGCCUUCGCUGGCAUCAUGUACAUCCCUGCUCUGGGCUGGGAGUUCCUUGCCUCGACGCGGCUCACUUCAGAGCUCAACUUCCUGCUUCAAGAGAUCGACAACUGCUAUCAUCGCGCCGCCGAGGGCCGAGCCCCAAAGAUCGAGAAGCAGAUCCAGUCCAAAGGACCUGGCAUUACCGAGCGAGAGAGGAGGGAGAUCAUAGAGAACGCGGAGAAGGAGAAGAGCCCGGAGCAGAACCUGUUUGAGAAAUAUUUGGAGAGACGGGGCCAAAGUAACUUCCUGGCUAAGCUCUACCUGGGACGCCACCUAGCGAUCGUCUGCCUCAGUUCCAUCCCCAUCUCCUACCUGAGCGCAUACUACGCCCGCCAGAGGCAGAAUGAGUUCACCUGUGCACUGGGCGAGCCCCCAGACGUGAGCAGCUACUACGAGCUGAGGCUGCGGGUCAACUGUAAGCUGCCCGCCGUGCAGCUGCAGCGCAUCAUGGCCGCGGUCGACAUCACUCUGCUCUGCACCAUGAACCUCAUCAUCCUGCUUAAUCUGCUGCACCUGUUUGUGGUGCGCAAGUCCAACUUUGUGUUCGACAAACUGCACAAGGUCGGCAUUAAAACGCGGCGCCGCUGGCAGAAGUCCCAGUUCUGCGACAUCAACAUCCUGGCCAUGUUCUGCAACGAGAACCGGGACCACAUCAAGUCGCUCAACCGGCUGGACUUCAUCACCAACGAGAGCGACCUCAUGUACGACAACGUGGUCAGGCAGCUGUUGGCCGCGCUCGCACAGUCCAAUCACGACGUCACGCCCACCAUGAGGGACUCUGGGAUGCAAACGCUCGAUCCAAACAUGGACCCCUUUGAUCUCGGAGUGGGAGAGAUGCUUAGCGAGCCGCCGGUCAUCAAACGGCCGCGGAAAAAGAUGAAAUGGAUCCCGAGCUCAAAUCCUCUUCCUCAGUCGUUCAAGGAACCUCUCACCCUGACGCGUCUGGAAAGUAACACCAAACCUGACAAAUCCAAACCAUUCAAAAGAAAGCCGGUGGCAGACAGCUUCAUUGCACCACUUCUGGAUACCAAAAGCACACAAUAUCCUGCAAUAAAAGAUUUGAGUGGGAUGGAGAAAAAGCUCACACGCAACUUCACCCUGGACGUCCACCCGUACAUGCUGACCAUCCGUAAGCCCAAGGUGGAGGCCACCGCCGCGAAGCCCCUUCCCUCAGAGCACAACCUGGACACAAUGUACCUUGAAGGCACACACACUAUUGUUCACGUGUCUGGUGCCAUCACAGAAACAAAGGUUUGCUCUCCAGAAUCGACCAACACUGCCUUCGCUAUGAUGACACUCCCCAUCACAACUUACGUAAAUGGCGUGAGCCCGAACCCUCCCUCCAGUGAGGACCCCCUCAGUCCCAAGUCCUCUCCACCUCCUCCACUUCCUCCUCCUCUUCCGACUCCACCUCCUCCAAGGGAGCCUCUCACCCAAAUGGAAAACCCUGAGUGCGACCCACUACCCCUUACUCAAGCCCCUACACACCAGCUGCUGAGUAUGCAUCAUACUCUCUUUGAGGAAGAAGAGGAUGAAGAGCACCGUAGGGACAGACUUGCAAAGAGACCCGGGGAGCUCAUCGCUGCUGGGGAAUGUUGAAGGAGGAGAAGAAGAAGGACACUCACACUACACUCUGUACACAUGACCACCAUGUCAAUCACAGCUACCAACAGCCGCCUCUUUAACUGACACACUUCUGUGAUGGACAGUGAGGAAAUGACGUGGAACCAAGCUCAACUUUUAGAUAGGAACAUGACUCAGUGAGGAAAAGACAACCGUGUGUGUGUUUGACAAUGUUGACCAGAGUAUUGCUGUAGGAUGUCACAUUCAUGUCUCAGGAUGACUGUGUCCAGCUCAACAGCCUCCAAUGAAACCAGCAGUGAUUCAACAGGGUGCUACAGUGCAGGGUCAAACAGCUAUAUUUAAAAGGCAAGGAUGAGAAAUGAAUUCUAAAAAAGAAGAAAAGAUACACACUUUACAGAUGCAUAUCUGCAAAGAGGACUACAUUAUAGCUUCAAACUAAAUGUAUUUUAAACACAUAUGAUAGCGCUUAGUCCCUUUAUCCCAAUAGCCACGUAGAAAGGUAGCUCACGCAAUACAGUAGAGAUCUGCACAAUUAAUAUGCAAAAGAUCACAAUAUAUGUGUGGCAAUAAUGUAUGCGCUUGCAGCAUAAUAUUUCACAGAACGCUAUACGUGUAUAGACACUAUAUGGUGUGUUUGUGGGGCGUUACAAACAAAUACAGCACACGUUUCAUGGCUUUGUCAUUUCCAUAUUAACGUUGGUUAAGAACGUGUAUCAGAUCUUGACUAUUUGCACGUCAUUAAUAAUAGGUAAAUUGGCACAUUAUUAAAAGGAACAGCAGAAGAACAGAAAGGGCGGGGUUGUAAAGUCAUGUGCGACUACAAUGUUGUUUAGAGAAACUGACAGAAUUAUCUGACCAGAUGUCUGUGGGAAAUGCAGUGAUGUGGAAGCUUUCUUCUCAAAGACUUUAAUAGCCAAACUUUCCAAUAUGAUUAACGGAGCUGGACUCAAAGUGUGUGACUUUUGUGUUCUGCUGGCUUCUUGUGGGAGUGCUGUGAUGUGAAGUGAUGAGUAGAUGUUAAAUCAUGCCUCAGCCGAAGGUUCAGUACAUGAUGACUACACUUUUAAUCGCCAUCUCCUACACAAUCUCAACUUCUUUCGGUAGUUCGGUCUCACGAUGUGCCAACAUCUGCUAUAAGAAGGAAUUCAUAGUUAUAAUAGUUGGUCUGUUAUUUGUAGUAGAAAUCAAGCAUAUAAGGUAUAUGUUCGGACUUUCCACAGGGAAAGAGUGGACAAGGGGAUGUGUGCCUACCACAACCUCUCCAUACACAUGUCCUAGCAGCUGCAUACGCGAUUACAGACAUUUCAAUAAAAGAACUACGUGCACUGACAUAAACCAAUAUGACAUCUACUGAAGAAGACAUUAGUACUGUGGUCAGGGGCUUGCCGACAUGAUCGGUAGACCUAUGCAUACUGUUCAUCUUUUCAUUCAGUCAACAUGCACUUGAUGAGAAACAAAACGUUUUUCCCAUGACAUCUUCUAAUUAUCUUUUGGUGGAUAGUACACAUAGUCCACCUCAUUGUUAUGACACAAGUUGGCGAAAAUUCCCCUCGUUAGACUGCUCAAGCACACUAAAUGCAUCCAAAAGCACUUUAAGCCUUGCAACACGAGUGUGUGUGAGAGCAUGGUAUAAAUGUUGAAACACAGCUCUGCUUAUAACCGAUUUUCUGUGUAGAUUUGAACACUGACAGUCGAGCACGUACACCUGUGACAGUCGUAAUGCUCGCGGAGACGUGGAGAAGAGUCCAGACUUUGAUUGUACUGUGUGAAAUGUCAUAAUGAAAAGUGAUUAAAAAACA
Molecule: messenger RNA, 4225 nt
Organism: Pseudoliparis swirei
Lineage: Eukaryota; Metazoa; Chordata; Actinopteri; Perciformes; Liparidae
Gene: panx2
Product: pannexin 2
Exons: 5
Coding region: 420-2441 (673 amino acids)
Biological process (GO): positive regulation of interleukin-1 production; monoatomic cation transport
Molecular function (GO): channel activity
Source: RefSeq, a predicted model, not a curated record